Molecule: messenger RNA, 1584 nt
Organism: Stylonychia lemnae
Lineage: Eukaryota; Ciliophora; Spirotrichea; Sporadotrichida; Oxytrichidae
Source: the annotation of a GenBank genome assembly
AUGGAAACUCAAAUCGAUUCAUCAUUCGUAAGCACUCACCUUAAAUAUCAAUGUUUGCUUAGUUUACUCGACUCAGUAAAAGAGGUAAUCUAAAUGGAGACAGCUAUGUAGUCCCACCUCGAAUGGCUUAGGAGGAGCAGAGCAGACAGUUCUAAAGAGUUGCAGAAGUAGAAAUUGAGGAGCUAAAGCAAAGUCUGCGCUAUGUUGAAAUACAACUUGCAAGGUCUCGGGAGGAGUAAAGUAUCUGAUAAUUUGGCAAGGCAAGUAAAGAUCAAUUAGUAGCAGGCUAGGACAAUUGAAGAGAUGCAGAAGAAAAUUGACGCUUAUAACAAUAACAAUAGAGAUGUGCUGGAAAAGAAUAGAUUCAAAGCAUCUACUUACAUGGCAGAGAUCAAUUAAAGAGAAGAGGAGCUGGGCAGAAUGAGGGCAUAGUUGCUUAACAAUUAAGAUGAGAUGAAACUAUUGACAGUGUCAAGGGAAUAAAAUCGCUAGCAAAAGGAAACAUUGCAAGAGUAGUUGAAACUUAGAGACGGAGAACUUGACAAGCUACGCAAGAAGGUAGAGGAACAAAACAGACUAAUGGACUCAAUGUGCAUGGCUUAGAAAAACAUUGGGGAUUACGCUGGAUUGGAAGAUUAGGGUGAAUAUAUGGAGAGAGCUAGAGAAGAUAUUGAGAGAGCUGAUAGAAUUGCUAGACAGACUAAUAAGAGCAGUUUCAUGGGACUUGGGGAUAAGCAACCUAGAUUAAUUAGUGAGGAGCAUUUAAUUUCAGCAACUUAAAGCUAGCUUAGUGGUGGCAUUCCAAGAAACGUGGAAAAUCCUUACAGGGCAAUGGUCGAUGAUCAGUACUUGAAUGACGACUCAAUCCCUGCAGAGAUAUUUAACUUGAUCUAAGUGUUUAGAGAUAGACUUCAAAGAUCCAAAAGCCAUCAAACUCAAAGUCUUGUUCUCGAUGAUUUCUUUGCUGAGGUUCAUAAAAUCAUGAAAGAUCAAUAGAUGAGAGAAUUCGCUAGAAUAAGAAACGAGCACUCAGUAGAGAUUACUAAAAUGCGCAAAAACCUUGAAUCUAAGCUCAGAAAUGAACCAGCUAACAGAUCUAAGUCUAAGGCUGACACUAGUGCUGGCAAAGGCUUGUAAUCCAAAGAGAACUUUUAAGCUUUCAAAGGUAGUGAAAAGUUCAUUGAAAAUGAAAUUGAAAGGCAGAGAAGAGCGCUUUAUGAGGAAAACGAGAUACUUAAGAAACGCUUGAGAGCACUUGAGACUAUAGUGCAGAGUGGAAGCAAUGAAAAGACUAAAUUUAUGGAGGGAGCAUCCUGGAUUGCCAAAAAAGCGCAUGUAGAAGCUGAGAAGCACAUUUAAAAGUUGCAAAAUCUAUUCAUUGAGUAUCAGUAGAAGGCUAAGGACUAUGUUAUUGAUGACAGUAUUAAUGAACUAAACGGGAAAGAAGUGCUGAAAACAAAUAGAUGGCUUAAUGACCAAGUGAAUAAUGAGAUCAGUAAUGUUAGUGACAAAUUCGAAGGCAUCUUUGAGAAUGUUAAUUAUCAUCUCAAGGAGGCUACUAAAAACUUCCACAAAUACAAAUGA